This is a messenger RNA of Pseudophryne corroboree (corroboree frog), 2433 nucleotides long. It is a transcript of the gene TTLL1, whose product is annotated as TTL family tubulin polyglutamylase complex subunit L1. Gene Ontology annotation, biological process: microtubule cytoskeleton organization; protein polyglutamylation. NCBI's taxonomy places the organism in Eukaryota, Metazoa, Chordata, Amphibia, Anura, Myobatrachidae. Gene Ontology annotation, molecular function: tubulin-glutamic acid ligase activity; tubulin binding. The record is from RefSeq and is a predicted model, not a curated record. Bases 599 to 1870 code for a protein of 423 amino acids. Gene Ontology annotation, cellular component: cilium. The transcript has 11 exons.
UCUGUGAGCUGCUGGCAUGCCCCCAGGGGCUGAUUAUGAGUCCGGGGGGCACAGGGUACUUGAGACAGGGGAGCCCUAUCUCAUUGCUGAGCCUGCUGUGGGUUGGGGGCGUGGCCUAAUCGCGGACGCGAGGCCACGCCCCAUUAUGCAAAUUCCAGGAUUAUUAUUUUUUUUUUAUGGUAUUUUGGCCCCUCAGCUAGAGGUAAAUCCAGAGGAGGUGGUCGCUGCCCCUACACACCCGCACAGGCAGAAGAAAGCAGGGAGACUGCUGCCUCCCUGCAACACCACAGACCUGACAACACGCAGCAGCGUGUGCUGACUGUAGCACAAUGCUGCUGCUGUUACUGGCAGGACGGGGGAGCUUCUGAGCUGGGACAGAGCUACUCCAGCCGGGGUGCCCCAUAAAACUGUGGGGCCAACGUGCCCGGCAGCUGCGCGAGGUCUGCGGUGUGUGACUGAGGAGGGGAAGGAGUGAUGUGGACGGGCAGAGGAAGCAGGAAUACAGCCUAAGAGAGUCAGCCAUGCCAAGUCUCCACCAGCAGCAGAUGCCAAUAGGUUGGAGUGGAACAGCAGCAGCCAGCAGCAGUGACUCCGAGUCAUGGCUGGGAAGCUGAAGUGGGUGACGGAUAUUGAGAAGUCUGUGUUAAUCAAUAACUUUGAGAAAAGGGGAUGGGUCCAGGUGACGGAGAGUGAGGACUGGAACUUCUACUGGAUGAGUGUGCAGACCAUCAGAAACUGCUUCAGUGUGGAGACCGGGUUCCGUCUGUCCGAUGAUCAACUUGUCAAUCACUUUCCCAACCACUACGAGCUGACUCGGAAAGAUCUAAUGGUGAAAAACAUCAAGAGAUACAGGAAAGAGCUAGAGAAAGAAGGCAGUCCCCUCGCAGAGAAGGACGAGAAUGGAAAAUAUCUGUAUUUAGAUUUUGUCCCUGUCACCUUCAUGCUGCCAGCGGAUUAUAACCUCUUUGUAGAAGAAUUUAGGAAAAACCCGUCCAGCACCUGGAUCAUGAAACCCUGUGGGAAAGCUCAGGGGAAAGGGAUAUUUCUCAUCAACAAACUCUCCCAGAUUAAGAGGUGGUCCAGGGACAGUAAGACCUCAUCGUUUGUGUCCCAGUCAUCUAAGGAAGCCUACGUCAUCUCCUUGUACAUCGAUAAUCCGUUGCUCAUCGGAGGGAAGAAAUUCGACCUACGCCUGUACGUUCUUGUGACCACUUACCGGCCGCUCAAGUGUUUCAUGUACAAGCUUGGAUUCUGCCGCUUCUGCACUGUAAAAUACACGCCUAGCACAAGUGAGCUGGACAACAUGUUUGUGCAUCUAACAAAUGUCGCUAUUCAGAAACAUGGGGAUGACUAUAAUCACAUCCACGGCGGGAAAUGGACAGUAAGUAAUUUGCAUCUGUACCUGGAGAGCACGCGAGGACGAGAAGUCACUGAUAAACUCUUUGAUGAAAUUCACUGGAUUAUUGUACAGUCGCUGAAGGCCAUGGCGCCAGUGAUGAAUAACGACAAACAUUGCUUUGAGUGUUACGGUUAUGACAUCAUCAUUGACGACAGGCUGAAGCCAUGGCUCAUAGAGGUUAACGCUUCUCCGUCUCUUACUUCAAGCACGGCUAAUGAUCGCAUUCUGAAGUACAACCUCAUUAAUGACACUCUGAAUAUAGUGGUUCCCAACGGAGAGAUUCCAGACUGCAGGUGUAAUAAGGUCCCACCCAAAGAAGCUCUGGGCAGCUAUGAAAUCUUAUAUGAUGAAGAGGCAGCUCAGGCUGAUGGGUCUGAUCGAGAACUGAGGAAUCGACCCGGGCAGACUUUCGGCUUUAAAGGAGGUCGGACAAGAGAGUCUGGGAGAUCUGCACCUACCACAUGGAAAUAAUUGGUGGACCUUGCUGAUGGUUAUUUAAAAUUCUAAUGGAGCAGGAGGACGUGGGGACCUGCCUGUUACUACUGAGCUGUGACCCACAAAACAGUGUUUUUUAUUUAUUUUUGUUAUCUUAUUUAUUUAUUUUUUUGAGAAGAGGAAACGAGCGGAUUCCUGGUGGAAGUAGCAGAUCAUGGUGACUGAAUGACGUUAUCCAGCUCAUAGGGAAAUUACUGACUGGCCAAAUUAUAACAUACAGAGAGGUCUAUUUACUAAGCCUCGGACAGAGAUAAAGUACCAGCCAAUCAGUUCCUAACUGUCAUUUUUCAAACCUUGCCUGUGACAUGGCAGGUAGGAAGCUGAUUGGCUGGUACUUUAUCUGCGUCCGAGGCUUAGUAAAUAGACCCCCGAGUUAUUUAAGAUUUCAGUCUGAUGUAUAAUAUGCACUUUAUGCAUGUCCAUCUCUGUGUAUUGUUCUUAUUGUUUGUUACUAUAGUGCUAGAUUCCACACCACGGUAUGGUACACAUCUAUAGCAAAAAACGUUGGGUUCUUAAAUAAAGAAUAAGCUCCGUUUCAA